Molecule: messenger RNA, 1013 nt
Organism: Limulus polyphemus (Atlantic horseshoe crab)
Lineage: Eukaryota; Metazoa; Arthropoda; Merostomata; Xiphosura; Limulidae
Product: probable nuclear transport factor 2
Exons: 4
Coding region: 164-550 (128 amino acids)
Biological process (GO): protein import into nucleus
Cellular component (GO): nuclear pore central transport channel
Source: RefSeq, a predicted model, not a curated record
AGUGCAAGUAUACUGGUAGUUUUAAUUUAUAACCAACCGUUAGGAGGGCUAUCCUAGGCCAAUUCGAUAGAUUAGGAUAUAUUGUUUAAACUUCUUGUAAUUUUGAUUUAGAUCACACGCUGUGAAUAUUUUGUGGAGUUUGAAUUUAAGAACAGAAUAAAAAAUGAAUCCACAAUACCAGGAUAUAGCAGCUGCAUUUGUACAGUCAUAUUACCUACAUUUUGACGAUAAUGAAAAGCGCCAGACCAUGGCUAGUUUUUACGAUGAAGAAACAUCACUUAUGUCGUUUGAAGGCCAGAAUCUGCUGGGAAGAAAGAAAAUAAUGGAGAAACUUAGUAGCCUAACAUUUCAGAAGAUUGCCCACAGCAUCACAAAAGUUGAUUGCCAACCAAUGUUUGAUGGUGGUGUUUUAGUUUGUGUUCUAGGUCAACUUAAGACAGACGAAGAUCCUCCUCAUACAUUCUCCCAAACGUUUGUUCUUAAGCCAUACAAUGAAGGAUUUUACGUUCAACAUGACGUUUUUAGGAUAGCUGUACAUGAUGCACUAUGAAAGUGGCCAUUUCCUAAUUUACUCCUUCUAUUGUUACUGUUGAAAAUAGCUUUUCCAAUUUCAUUGCUAUAAACACAACCCACCCGAAAAGGAGUGAUUCUUUUAUGGCAAUAAAAAAAGAAUUUUGUUUCAUUUUGAUUUUAGCGUUAAACAUUCACGGUCGAUUAGAAACUUCCUUCAACCCUUUCCUUUUCUCGUACUUUUAUGUUAAGAAGUUACAACUUUUGAAUUUAUAAUUUUUUUAAUACUACCAAACAAGCUAGAUAAGUGUUACAAGAAAACAUGCUUCGUAACAUAUAAAUUAUACGGCAUUAGCAUGUUAGUGCGUUCAUGAUUUGUCUUCAUAACAUUGUGUUAAUUGCUUCACAGUAACUCUUACCUAUCUCUGAAUUGUGAAAAAGGGAUACAUUAUCACCUUGUACAUAAAUGUCUAACAAUAAAGUUUUCCAUACUCUUGAACUGA